Planococcus citri (citrus mealybug) is the source of this 9036-nucleotide messenger RNA. It is a transcript of the gene ACC, whose product is annotated as acetyl-CoA carboxylase. The record is from RefSeq and is a predicted model, not a curated record. The transcript has 35 exons. Bases 634 to 7914 code for a protein of 2426 amino acids. NCBI's taxonomy places the organism in Eukaryota, Metazoa, Arthropoda, Insecta, Hemiptera, Pseudococcidae. Gene Ontology annotation, cellular component: mitochondrion. Gene Ontology annotation, molecular function: metal ion binding; acetyl-CoA carboxylase activity; ATP binding. Gene Ontology annotation, biological process: fatty acid biosynthetic process.
GAGUAAGUGACGAGUGACGAGUGAUGAGUGAUCGCUUUUCUACGGCUACUCGUACGUCUUGAUAUGCCUACGCUUACGCUUACGCGAUUCCAGCAUCAAAAUUGAGUCGCGUCGCGUCGUUCGGUACGGUACGUUCGCCUUUUCGCGUAUUUGCGUUUCAGCGUUUGCGUUUGUGUUUGUGUUUGGUGUUUGUAUUCGCGUAGGAUUUGCAUUUUCAAAAGUCACAUCAAGUUGUUACGUUACGUUACGUCACGUCACGUCACGUCACGUCACGUCACGUCAGCAGUACAUAUACGAGUACUCGUAUGAUAUGCAUAAUGUACGACGUACUCGUACGUAGACGUACCUAAACGGUAAACGUAUUUCCGUUCGUGAGUGUUUGAUUCGACUCGUCUCGCGUCAAGUGAUUUUCUUUCAUUAUUCCCUCGCCUAAAUCGUAGUUUUUUCCCCGUUUUUUUACCUUUUUCACUUUUCAUUUUUAUUUGCAAUCGAGCGAGCGAGCGAGCGAGCGAUUGACGCGACGCGACGCGCCGCGAUUACGCGACUAUAAUCUCGCGAUAACCGUAACCGUAACCGUUACCGUAACCGUUACCGUAAAAUUGAAAUGACAUUGCGGAAAGCUCGGCUAGCAAAAUGUUUUUCUUGAAGAAAAAUUUACUUAAAACUUGGUUUCCGCAAGAAGGCACCACUGAGCAGCAGCAGCAACAGCAACAGCAACAGCAUUCUGAAAGGCCGACAUCGGCGACUACUACUCGUAAUAACGCGGUUGGCAUUACCGGUACUGGCGCGAGAAAAAUAAUGGAAGAAGCGGCCGCGCAAACUAAUCAUGGCGACGCCGGCGGUCGAACUGUCAACUUUAUCGUCGGCGACGAAGAAAGUUCGUCGACUGCGACUGCGGCCGCCAACGUGGCGAGCACCGCCACCGAUCAUAAUCACGUCAACGGCGACGCUUACGAAGAUGAAAAAGAAAAGCACGACAAUUUCCCCGGCGACGAUAUGAAACCGAUGGGCAGCGGCAUGGACAGCAAAAGUAGCUCGUACAAGGAUAUGUUUGGACUGGCCGAACGUCGUAAAAGGCUCAGGCCUAGUAUGUCUCAAGGUACCGUCAUUCAUCAUCAGAGAUUAUCCGAUAAAGACUUCACCGUUGGUACCCCCGAAGAAUUUGUGCGCAGAUUUAACGGCACCAGAGUUAUCAAUAAGGUUUUAAUCGCUAAUAAUGGAAUUGCCGCUGUUAAAUGUAUGCGAUCUAUUCGAAGAUGGUCGUACGAGAUGUUCAAAAAUGAAAGAGCCAUUCGAUUUGUCGUCAUGGUCACGCCGGAAGAUUUAAAAGCUAACGCCGAAUACAUCAAAAUGGCCGACCACUACAUGCCCGUGCCCGGAGGCACCAACAACAACAAUUACGCCAACGUCGAACUGAUCGUAGAUCUGGCUAUUCGAACUCAAGUACAGGCUGUGUGGGCUGGAUGGGGUCACGCUUCCGAAAAUCCCAAACUACCGGAAUUGCUGCAUAAGAACAAUAUCGCUUUUAUCGGCCCGCCUGAGAAAGCUAUGUGGGCUUUGGGUGACAAGAUCGCGUCCAGUAUCGUUGCGCAAACUGCCGAAAUACCCACUUUGCCGUGGUCCGGCGCCGGUCUGACCGCUCAGUAUUCGGGCAAAAAGAUAAAAAUCAGCAACGAUCUGUACAAAAAGGGGUGCGUUUCGAGCGUGGAAGAAGGCCUGGCGUCCGCCCAGAAGAUCGGCUUCCCGAUCAUGAUCAAGGCGAGCGAAGGCGGCGGCGGCAAAGGUAUCCGCAAAGUGGACAACUCGGACGACUUUCCCAACCUGUUCAAGCAGGUGCAGUCCGAGGUGCCGGGCUCGCCGAUAUUCAUCAUGAAGCUGGCGCGAUGCGCUCGCCACCUCGAGGUGCAGCUGAUCGCCGACCAGUACGGCAACGCCAUCUCGCUGUUCGGCCGCGACUGCUCCAUCCAGCGGCGACACCAGAAGAUCAUCGAGGAGGCGCCGGCCGUCAUCGCCGAGCCGGCCGUCUUCGAGGACAUGGAGAAGGCGGCGGUGCGGCUCGCCAAAAUGGUGGGCUACGUCAGCGCCGGCACCGUCGAGUACCUCUACGACACGGACGGCCUCUACUACUUUCUCGAGCUCAAUCCGCGUCUGCAAGUCGAGCACCCCUGCACCGAGAUGGUGGCCGACGUUAAUCUGCCCGCCGCCCAGCUGCAGAUCGCCAUGGGUCUGCAGCUGCAUCGCAUCAAGGACAUCCGACUGCUGUACGGCGAAACGCCGUGGGGCGACAAUUUCAUCGAUUUCGACACGCCCCGCCACAAGCCGCAGCCUUGGGGCCACGUCAUCGCCGCCCGCAUCACCAGCGAGAACCCCGACGAAGGUUUCAAGCCCAGUUCCGGUACCGUGCAAGAAUUGAAUUUCCGAUCCUCCAAGAACGUAUGGGGUUACUUCAGCGUGGCCGCUUCCGGCGGUCUGCACGAAUUUGCCGAUUCGCAGUUCGGCCAUUGUUUCUCGUGGGGCGAAAACCGAGAACAAGCCAGAGAGAAUUUGGUGAUCGCGCUGAAAGAAUUAUCAAUCAGAGGCGACUUCCGUACGACGGUCGAGUAUCUCAUCACGCUGUUGGAGACGGACAGCUUCCAGACGAAUUCGCUGGACACGGCUUGGUUGGACGUGCUGAUCGCGCAACGAGUGCAGGGCGAGAAGCCGGACAUCCUGCUGGGCGUGCUUUGCGGCUCGCUGCACAUCGCCGACAAGCGUAUCAGCGACGAAUUCCAGAACUUUCAGUCUUCGCUGGAGAAGGGCCAGACGUUGAGCGCCGGCACCCUCGAGCACAACGUGCUCGUCGAGCUCAUCAACGACGGCCUCAAGUACCGCGUCAACGUCACCAAGUCCGGCGCCAAUUCCUAUUUCCUCGUCAUGAACGGAUCGUUCAAAGAGAUCGAAGUACAUCGGCUGUCCGACGGCGGCAUCCUGCUGUCGGUGGACGGCUCCAGCUUCACCACGUACAUGCGCGAGGAAGUGGACCGCUACCGCAUCGUCAUCGGCAACCAGACGUGCGUGUUCGAAAAGGAAAACGACCCGUCGCUGCUCAGGUCGCCGUCCGCCGGCAAGCUGCUCAGUUUCCUCGUCGAAGACGGCGGCCUCGUCACCAAAGGCCAAGCUUACGCCGAAAUCGAGGUUAUGAAAAUGGUUAUGACGCUGACCGCCGCCGAAACCGGCCACGUGACCUACGUCAAGAGGCCGGGAGCCGUUCUAGAUGCCGGAUCGUUGAUCGCCACUCUCGAACUCGACGAUCCCACCUUGGUGACCAAAGCCCAAGAUUACAAAGGACAAUUCCCCGAAUUGGACGUAUCCACGCCCAUCAUCGGAGACAAAUUGAAUCACGUUCACAAUAGUUAUAGGCAGAUGUUGGAUAAUAUUUUAGCCGGAUAUUGUUUGCCAGAUCCUUAUCACCAAAUUCGAGUUAGAGAAGUGAUUGAAAAAUUCAUGAGUACUCUUCGCGAUCCUAGUUUACCUCUUCUCGAACUUCAGGAAGUAAUUUCUACCAUCUCCGGCCGUAUUCCAGUUUCGGUGGAGAAAAAAAUACGCAAAUUGAUGACUCUGUACGAACGCAAUAUUACCUCGGUGUUAGCUCAAUUUCCUAGUCAACAAAUCGCCAACGUGAUCGACGGUCACGCGGCAACUCUGCAGAAACGCUCGGAUAGAGAUAACUUCUUUUUGCAAACUCAGGGUAUUAUACAGUUAGUUCAAAGGUAUCGUAAUGGCAUCAGAGGACGUAUGAAGGCGGCCGUACACGAACUGCUCAGGCAGUACUACGACGUAGAAAGUCAAUUUUUACAAGGACAUUACGAUAAAUGCGUUACCGCUUUACGGGAAAAAUACAAGGACGACAUGGCCGCCGUAACGUCUACCAUUUUCUCUCAUAAUCAGGUUGCCAAAAAGAACAUGUUGGUUACGAUGCUGAUCGAUCACUUGUGGUCCAACGAACCCGGUCUCACCGACGAGCUGGCGACCACCUUGAACGAGCUUACUUCUUUGAAUCGUAGCGAGCAUUCCAGAGUCGCUCUCAGAGCCCGUCAAGUACUAAUCGCGGCUCAUCAACCAGCGUACGAACUUCGGCACAAUCAAAUGGAGUCGAUUUUCUUGUCCGCUGUCGAUAUGUACGGACACGAUUUCCAUCCGGAAAAUCUACAAAAAUUAAUUCAAUCCGAAACUUCCAUAUUCGACAUAUUGCACGAUUUCUUUUACCAUACGAAUCGAGCCGUUUGCAAUGCCGCUUUAGAGGUUUACGUGAGGAGGGUUUAUAUCUCGUACGAUCUAACUUGUAUUCAGCAUUUGGAACUUUCCGGAGAAAUUCCGCUAGCUCAUUUCCAAUUUUUGCUUCCAUCUUCGCAUCCGAAUAGGCAAAAAUUCGGAGCAGCCGCCAAUUCGCCAGUCAUCAUCGAACAGACUGCCACCGGAGAUGGCGGCGACGCCGUGUCUUCGUCGUCGUUGUCUUCGCCGACCAUUAUACACAGCGUUCAAAGGACCGGUUGUAUGGCCGCUUUCGAAUCUUUCACUCAGUUCGAGUCGUACGUGGACGAAAUUCUCGAUUUGAUCGAAGAUUUCUCUUCGACGGCCACCGUAUCGCCGAAAAUCAUGGAAGCCGUCGAGAGUGGCAGCGAAUCGCAGAGCACUUCCAUCAACGUCAGUCUGUCGGUAGACGCACCCCGACCCUCUCACGAGGAAAAUCAUCAUAAUAUUCAAGUCGAGCCUAUCCAUAUCUUAUGUAUCGCCGUCAAAGAUAACGGAGACAUGGAAGAUGAAAAAUUAGCCAAAAUGAUGGCAGAUUUCUGCACCAAACAUAGAAAUGAUCUGAAACAAAAAUCUGUCCGCAGAAUUACCUUCCUCGCGCUGAACAAACGUCAAUUCCCUAAAUUAUUCACAUUCAGAAACUGCGACAAUUUCGUCGAAGAUCGAAUUUAUCGUCAUCUGGAACCGGGCAUGGCCUUCCAGUUGGAACUGAACCGCAUGAAAACCUACGAUCUGGAAGCGUUACCAACUUCCAAUAGGAAAAUGUACUUGUACUUGGGCAAAGCUAAGGUCGCCAAAGGACAGGAAGUUACCGAUUAUCGAUUUUUCAUCCGAUCGAUUAUUCGACAUCAAGAUCUCAUCACCAAGGAGGCGUCGUUCGAAUAUCUGCAAAACGAGGGAGAACGAGUGCUACUCGAAGCGAUGGACGAAUUAGAAGUCGCCUUCAGCCAUCCGUUCGCUCGUCGUACCGAUUGCAAUCACAUUUUCCUCAACUUUGUGCCGACGGUCAUCAUGGAUCCUGCCAAGAUCGCGGACAACGUGUCGAAUAUAGUGCUGAGAUACGGACCGAGGUUAUGGAAAUUGCGCGUAUUGCAAGCCGAGCUGCGAAUGACCAUCAGAGUCACUCCCAACAGUAAAACUAGCAAUAUACGAUUGUGCGUAUCCAACGACAGCGGAUAUUAUCUGGACAUUUGCCUGUAUAAGGAAGUCGUCGAUCCGAAAACCGGAAUGAUCAAAUUGGAAGCUUACGGACCGAAACAAGGCCCUAUGCACGGUUUACCCGUAUCCACUCCUUACAUGACCAAGGAUUAUCUGCAGCAAAAACGAUUUCAAGCUCAAAGCAGCGGCACUACUUACGUAUACGAUUUCCCCGAUAUGUUUCGACAAAUGACCGAUAAGUUAUGGAGACAGUACAUCGACGAACGUCCCGGAGAAAUCGUUACCAAACCUGAUAAAGUAUUCGAUUACGUCGAAUUGGUCCUCCAAGAUGAUGUUUUAGUCGAACAAAAGCGCAUUCCCGGAGAAAAUAAAGAGAUCGGUAUGGUAGCCUGGCGUAUGACCCUCAACACUCCGGAGUAUCCUCAAGGUCGCGAUAUCAUCGUAAUCGCCAACGAUUUAACCGUCAACAUUGGUUCUUUCGGGCCGUUGGAAGAUUUGGUAUUCUGUCUGGCGUCUAAAGAAGCUAGACGUUUGAAAAUUCCCCGAGUAUACAUAUCGGCCAACAGCGGAGCUCGUAUCGGUUUGGCCGAAGAAGUCAAGAGCUUGUUCAGAGUCGCCUGGGAAGAUGAUAACGAUCCGGAAAAGGGUUUCAAGUAUUUGUACGUUACUCCCGAAGAUUUCCAAAAAAUUUCCACCACCAAUUCGGUUCGUGCGCAACUAAUCGAAGAAAAUGGCGAAUCCAGAUACAAGAUAACGGACGUUAUUGGCAAAGACGACGGUCUCGGUGUAGAGAAUUUGAGAUACGCCGGUAUGAUCGCCGGCGAAACGUCCGAAGCUUACCAAGACGUGGUGACCAUUUCAUUAGUCACGUGUCGCGCUAUCGGUAUCGGAGCCUAUCUGGUACGUCUAGGACAACGUGUCAUUCAGAUUGAAAAUUCGCACAUCAUUUUGACCGGAUAUAGCGCGUUGAACAAACUUUUAGGACGAGAAGUAUACGCGUCCAACAAUCAACUGGGAGGCGUGCAAAUUAUGCACAACAACGGCGUGACGCAUAAGACUGCCAGUCGCGAUCUCGACGGAGUGUAUUCGGUGUUGAAAUGGCUCUCGUAUAUGCCCAAAGAUAAAUUUUCGCCGGUACCGAUGAUCUCGGCCGUCGAUCCCAUCGAACGGUUGAUCGAUUUUACACCGACCAAAAUACCGUACGAUCCGCGCCUCAUGUUGGCCGGCAAACUGGGACCGAACAACGAAUGGGAAACCGGCUUCUUCGACAAAGGCUCGUGGGACGAAAUUAUGAAACCGUGGGCCCAAACCGUGGUGUGCGGCAGAGCUCGUCUCGGAGGAAUACCGGUCGGCGUUAUCGCCGUCGAAACUCGAACCGUCGAACUAAAUCUGCCGGCCGAUCCCGCUAAUUUAUCUUCCGAAGCCAAGACGGUGUCGCAAGCUGGUCAAGUAUGGUUCCCCGAUUCGGCGUACAAAACAUCGCAGGCCAUCAAAGAUUUCAGUCACGAAGGACUUCCUUUGAUAAUUUUCGCCAAUUGGAGAGGUUUUUCUGGCGGAAUGAAAGACAUGUACGAACAAAUUAUGAAAUUCGGAGCGUACAUCGUGGACGAACUGAGGCAAUACAAAAUGCCUAUUCUCACGUACAUUCCACCCAACGGCGAACUCCGAGGAGGCGCUUGGGCCGUCGUCGAUACCACAAUCAAUCCUAGUUACAUAGAAAUGUACGCCGAUCCCGAUAGCAGGGGAGGAGUACUCGAGCCCGAAGGUAUCGUCGAAAUUAAAUUCAAAGAAAAAGACAUAAAGAAAACUAUCCAUAGAAUAGAUCCUGUGAUAUUAAAAUUAAAAUCCGAAUUGUCUAAUUCGGACGCGAGUUCGGAAGACAAAAGUCGCCUAGAAAGUAUGAUCAACGAACGCGAACAAGCCCUCAAACCGAUGUUCCAUCAAGUGGCCGUACAUUUCGCCGAUUUACACGACACGCCGCAGAGGAUGCUGGAAAAGGGUGUUAUCGCCGGUAUCGUGUCGUGGCCGGAAGCCAGAAGAGUAUUCUAUUGGAGAUUGAAAAGAUUAAUCUUACAAAAUCAAGUGAAACAACAGAUCUUACACGUGCAACCUAACCUAACCGAAGGCCAAGCCCUUUCCAUGUUGAGGAGAUGGUUUGCCGAAGACAAAGGAACAACUCAGGCUUAUCUGUGGGAUAACAACGAAGCCAUCGUCAAUUGGCUGAGCGAACAGUUAACCGAAGAUGGAACCGUCGAACCGAUUUCUUUCAUCGGAAGGAACGUUUCCAGUGUUCAAAAGGACGCAUUCUUCUCUAGCGUGAGGAAUUCAAUUUCGGAAACUUCCGACGUAACGUUGCAGCUGCUCGUCGAGAUGUACGAAGCUCUUAGUACGCAACAACGAAGCGAAGUAGUUCGACUGCAGUCGCUAAUCGACGCCAAGAAUAACCCGGAAACUUCCACAAAUUAACAUCGGACGUGUUGCGUUUCGUCCUUUCAUGUGGCAGCAUUUUUCAUUUUUUUUGUUUUUGUUAUCAAGAGAUACGCUGUUAUAACCCGCGAAAAUAUACGAAAAUUGCCAAAUCAUGUCACUUUCUAGUGUACGUUCAUUUUUGACGUACGAAAAAAUAUUUCGUAGAAAAAAAAAAGAAUGAAAAACCACGAAAACGUUUAACGAAUUUGAAUACAACGAGAUUUGAAUUUUUGAAAUUGAAUCGCGUUUUAAAAAAUGUGUUUUGUUGUUGUUGUUGUUGUUGUUUUCUUUUUGUUGUUUUAAAUCGAGACUGGAUUAUUUUAUAUAUUGUUAUUUUUAUAAAUGUUGUUUUGUUUUUCGAUAUAGUGUACCUAUGUAUAUUGUAUUCUGUAUCUGUUAACAUUUAUGUGUUUGGUAAACGUAUGUUUUUUUUUACAGCAGUUUUUACGUAUUUUCUUUUCUUCUUUCUCUCUCUCUCUCUCUGUCUCUCUACCUACUGUAUCCAUCUUUCCGACUACCCAUCUACCUACCAACCUGAUGAUUUGCCUUAUUUUGUUUUCUCUCUUCAUUCUCGUGUUGUUUUGUAGGUUUUGCGAGGUUUUGGAAUUGUGUUAGUUUAAUUUCGCCUUUCGCGUUUGAUUGAACACUACCAACUACCAAGUCGAUCAAAAUUUUUGUCGGAUUUUUUUCCAUUAUUUUUUUUGUCGUGUAUGCGAGUCACUUUGAUUGAACCAACAUUCCUCGAAUAUACAACACUAAUGUUACCAAAAUGUUCUAUUAUUAAAUGGGUUCUGUAGCGUAAAAUUAGUCACUAUUAUUAAGCGAACGCGUUGCGAAGUGGUUGUAAAUAAUAAUAAUAAUAAUAAUAAUAAUAAUAAUAAUGAUAAUAGGUAAUAAUACCUAGGUCAAUAUUAUCGCAUUAUAAUACGUUUUUGAUCGAGGCGGCGCGACGUGGCAACGGUGUCGCUCCUCCUUUGUACUGUGUUAUCUCGUAUAAAUAAGAAUCGGUUGUAGAGAUUUUGUUUUAGUUGAAUAUUUGUUUUUUCUUCUUUUCCUGUACAAUACGCUUGAUUUAGUUAUUUUCAUCGUUUAAAUAAAUUAUUAUUUUUUUCGGACAAA